AUGGAGUUGCUGGGCGCAGCGACCACUCAGUUUGGGUUCGAGCUUUUCAAAGAGCUGAAUCAAGUCAACAAGGGCAACAUCGUCUUCUCCCCAGCGAGCAUCUCCGCGGCCAUCGGCAUGCUCCUGCCGGGGGCCCGCGGAGCCACCGCCGCCCAGCUGCGGAAGGUGCUUUUCUCUGAAAAAGACACGGAAAACUCAAGAAUCAGAGCUGAAGAAAAAGAGGUAGGAGAUGUGUCUUCCCACCUUCACGAAGGUGGCUUUAUUGAGAAGACAGAAGACAUACACCACCAAUUCCAAACGUUUUUGAAUGAAAUAAGCAAACUCACUAAUAAUUAUGAGCUGAAAAUAGCCAACAAACUAUUUGGAGAAAAGACAUACCUUUUCCUUCAAAAAUACUUAGAUUAUGUUGAAAAAUAUUACCAUGCUUCUCUGGAACCUGUUGAUUUUGUAAAUGCAGCAGAUGAAAGUCGAAAGAAGAUUAACUCCUGGGUUGAAAGCCAAACACAUGAAAAAUCCGAGGACCUGUUUCCGGACGCCGCUCUCAACAGCUCCACAAAGCUGGUGCUGGUGAACGUCGUGCAUUUCAAAGGGCAGUGGGACAGGGAGUUUGAGAAAGGACACACCAAGGAGGAGGAGUUUUGGCUGGAUAAGAGCACAAGUAAACCCGUGUUGAUGAUGACACAGCACCAGUCCUUCAGCUAUACUGUCCUGAAGGACCAGCAGGCCAAGAUUCUGGGGAUUCCCUAUAAAAACAACGACCUGAGCAUGUUCGUGUUGCUGCCCAAUGACAUCGACGGUCUGGAGAAGAUUGUAAGUAACAUAAGCCCCAGGAACCUGGUGGAGUGGACCGACCCAGGGCAGAUGGAGGAGAGGAUGGUGGACGUGCACCUGCCCCACUUCCAGCUGCAAGACAGCUACGACCUGGAGGCGGCGCUGGCGGCCGUGGGGCUGGCGGGAGCCUUGGGGCCGCGGGGGGCCGACCCUGCCCGGGCCGAGCGCGCGGGGCUGCAGGCCCAGAGGUUCCUGCACAGGGCCGUCGUGGUGGUGGCGGAGGACGGCACCGAGGCUGCGGCGGCCACCGGGGCGGGCUUUGUGGCCACGUCAGUGUCAGGUUGUGAAACUUUUCACUGCAACCAUCCCUUCCUGUUCUUCAUCAGGCACAAUGAGUCCAGCAGCGUCCUCUUCUUCGGCAGAUUUUCCUCUCCUUAG
This is a messenger RNA of Molossus molossus (Pallas's mastiff bat), 1209 nucleotides long. It is a transcript of the gene SERPINB13, whose product is annotated as serpin family B member 13. The transcript is spliced from 7 exons. The coding region runs from base 1 to 1209 and encodes 402 amino acids. NCBI's taxonomy places the organism in Eukaryota, Metazoa, Chordata, Mammalia, Chiroptera, Molossidae. The record is from RefSeq and is a predicted model, not a curated record. Gene Ontology annotation, molecular function: serine-type endopeptidase inhibitor activity.